AUGUUCGCGCUCUUUUGGACGUCUGAACGAAAGCUCGAGCUCGAUCGAUCAAGCAUACCGCUCACCGAAAGCAAUGGCGCCCAAGAAGCAGGCCCCGAAGGCCGAGCAGAAGCCGCCUCCAUAGGCAUAGCUGACAUCCAGCGCGGCGACAAUGUCGACGAGGCGCCGCUGCAGGCCGUCAUUCUGGCCGACUCGUUCAACCGCCGCUUCGAGGUUCUGUGUCUCGAUCAGCCCCGAAUUCUGCUGCCCCUUUGCAGUGUUCCGCUGCUCAUGUGGACGCUUGAGAGCCUGAGUCACUCCAAGGUCAAGCAGGUGUUCAUCUUCUGUGGUGUGCACGCGGAUAAGAUCCGUGCUUUCGUCGAGGAGUCGCCUUUCCAGCACCUGCUCGACAUUCAGUGUCUGUCCUCGACGACCGCCAGGACGGCCGGUGACGCACUCCGUGAGCUCGACGCCAUGAGCCUGCUCAACCCGGAGAACCCGUUCAUUCUCGUGCACAACCCGAUUGUGUCGAACUACGACAUCUCGCACAUGGUCGAGGCGCACAAGAAGCGUCGCGAGGUCGACAAGAACGUUAUCAUGACGAUGGGCGUUGCUCGUGGCGGACGUCAGCACCCUGAGUCGCCGGUGAUGCUCGUCCACCCCAAGUCGUCGCGACUGCUGCACUAUAGCCUGAACCCGCUUUCGCCGCGCAAGCAGCGUGUUGACUUCCCCGCCAACCUGUUCCUGGACCCGUGGCCGGCUUCGAUCGACGAGUACGAGAUCUGGUCGGGCACGAGCGCAGCCUCGCACCGUGGCGGAUACCGCGAUGUUGGCAUCGAUGUGUGCGAGGCAGACGUUCCGGCGCUGUGCACGGAGAACUUCGACUACCACGACCUCAGGAGACACUUUGUGAACGGUGUUCUGACGUCCGAGCUGCUCGGCAAGAACAUCAACGUGCACCUCGUCGGCGAGGAGAAGGCGGAGGAGAAGGCAGACGCUGCCGGCAAGGGCGGACGAUACGUUGAGCGCGUGCGCGACACGAGGACGUACGGCGAGAUCACGCAGGACAUCCUGCGCCGCUGGGUGUACCCUCUUGUCCCCGACGUUAACAUCCCGGGAGGCUCCAACUACGAACUUCGUAGGGGUAACGUGUACGUGUCGCGCGACAACGUCAUGCUGGCGCGGACGACGGACCUGGAUGGCCCCGUUCUCAUCGGCGCGAACAACACGCUCUCGCCCAACGUUACCGUGUCCAAGUCGACGCUCGGCGCCAAGUGCUUCGUUGGCCCGAACACCUCCAUCGAGUCAUCACACAUCUUCACCAACGUCCGGAUAGGCGCCGACUGCAAGCUCGAGGAGUGCAUGAUCGGUUCCAACGUCACGCUCGGCGACGGCGUUGUCGUCGGCAAGGGCACGCUGAUCGGAAAUGACGUCGUCAUUGGGAACGGAGUGCAGAUCCCCGAGUUCUCGCGUAUCGGACGCGCCAUCUACAGGCCCGAGGACUGGGACUCAGAGGACGAGGACAAUGAGGAGCAUGAGGAGGCGAUGCGCAACCACUCUCUCACCGUCCUCGGCCCCGACUCCAAGGGUUUCCUGUGGCCGACCGAGGAGGAGGAGGAGCUUUCUGACUCUGACGACGAGGACGAGGACCCGUACGAGCACCCGCGAAACAAGCGAUGGCUGCAGCUCGGUCGCCGCCUGUCCGAUGUCUCGGUCAACACGGAGGGCUCGCUCUCUACCCUCUCGAUCGCUUCUUCGACGCCGGAUGAGUCGCUCAUUGACGUCGAUGGAGACGACUUCGACUCGGACAUCGAGAUGGAGGUCGCUGGCCUGAACCUGAACGGCGGCCCCAGUCAGGCGUUCUACAACGAGGCGCGCUCGUCGCUCGCUCGUGCUUACGAGGAGGGUCACUCGGUGCCUAACGCGUCACUCGAGCUCAAGACCCUCGUCAUGGGUUACAAUUCUGGUAUCGACCCGGCACGCGAGGAGGUUGUCAACUUCCUCAUGGCGAAGAUUCCGACCGAGGGCGGUGCCGCCAAGAUUCUGCAGACGGCGACCGCGCUCUGGGAGCGUUGGGGCAAGCUCGCGUCCGGGCUCGCGCGCGACAGCAGCGACAUUGCCCUCGACGCACAGACGUUCGCGGUUCGCAACCCGGCGUACAUUCCCUGGUUCGGCCUUAUUCUUCGUGCGCUGUACGACUCGGACAUUGUCGACGAGGAGGGUCUGAUCGAGUGGCGCUCGCUCUCGGCUGCCCGUGGAGAGGGCGCCAAGGAGAACGAGAGGGAGAAGUACCGCGAGGCCUUCGCCAAGGGUAAGCAGUACGUCGACCUGCUCGAGCAGAUGGACAGCGACAGCGACGAGGAGGAGGACUCGGACGACGAGUAG
This is a messenger RNA of Trichosporon asahii var. asahii CBS 2479, 2364 nucleotides long. Its product is annotated as translation initiation factor eIF-2B epsilon subunit. The record is from RefSeq and is a predicted model, not a curated record. The coding region runs from base 1 to 2364 and encodes 787 amino acids. NCBI's taxonomy places the organism in Eukaryota, Fungi, Basidiomycota, Tremellomycetes, Trichosporonales, Trichosporonaceae. Gene Ontology annotation, molecular function: translation initiation factor activity; guanyl-nucleotide exchange factor activity; transferase activity. Gene Ontology annotation, cellular component: eukaryotic translation initiation factor 2B complex. The transcript has 4 exons.